CUUAACUAAACAAUCUAGUUAGAUAAAUAUAACAGCUCAAAUCUUGCUGUUAAUUUUUAAAUAUUGUUUUUUAUAUAAUGAAGUCAAAGGGAGGAUUCCUUAAUAAGGGGACGUUCAAGUCUGGAAAACCAAACAAACGUGAUAAUUCAGGCCAUAAUUACUCAAAUGAAGCCCCGUCAGAAGUUAUUGAGGUUGGAACUGUCUCACAUGUCUGUGAAAACCAAGUAGUAAUUAAGUGUACAUUAGUUGAUAAAGUCCCCUAUUUUAAUGGCAGAAUUUUUUUAAGUAAUAAACAGGAAGUUGGAAAGAUAGAUGAGAUUCUAGGACAAGUUAACAACUUCUACUGUUCCGUAAAGUUGAAUGAAGGCUUUAAAGCAAAAUCUUUUGAGACCAAUUCUAAGCUGUAUAUUGAUCCAAAACAGUCUCUGCCAAUGGCAAGAUUUACAAGCAGACCUGAAGUAAAACAAUUUGCCGUUAAAAAAUCUGUUAAAAAGGACAAAUCCUUCAAAACUGGCCGUCCAACAGCAGCUCACAAUUCUAGAGGAACAUUUAAACUUUCAAGAGGAAAUUCGAGGAUUUCCAGAGGAACAAUUCGAAGAUAAUACUCUAGAAUUUCAUUUGAUAUUGUUAUUUGUUGAUGUAUAGUUUGCUCCUGUAAACAUUAAUAUACUGAAUUUUA
Molecule: messenger RNA, 679 nt
Organism: Theileria parva strain Muguga
Lineage: Eukaryota; Apicomplexa; Aconoidasida; Piroplasmida; Theileriidae
Gene: gar1
Product: Gar1/Naf1 RNA binding region family protein
Exons: 4
Coding region: 78-602 (174 amino acids)
Biological process (GO): ribosome biogenesis; snoRNA guided rRNA pseudouridine synthesis
Cellular component (GO): box H/ACA snoRNP complex
Molecular function (GO): box H/ACA snoRNA binding
Source: RefSeq, a predicted model, not a curated record